This is a messenger RNA of Caenorhabditis bovis, 1485 nucleotides long. The record is from the annotation of a GenBank genome assembly. NCBI's taxonomy places the organism in Eukaryota, Metazoa, Nematoda, Chromadorea, Rhabditida, Rhabditidae.
AUGCUCCGAGGCCGAGUUGAUCCAAAAAAGGAAGAGCAGGAGCGCCUACAAGGUUUUCUCCUUGAAAUGCUUAAAGAGGAAGAAAACAAGUAUUGCGCCGAUUGUCAAGCGAAAACUCCAAGAUGGGCUGCUUGGAACUUGGGAGUAUUUAUUUGCAUUCGUUGUGCCGGAAUUCAUCGCAACCUAGGAGUGCACAUCUCAAAGGUGCGAUCUGUAAACUUGGAUUCGUGGACCGCUGAGCAGGUUCAGACAAUGCGGGUGAUGGGAAACGAGAAAGCCAGACAGGUUUAUGAACAUGACCUUCCACCUCAGUUUAGACGCCCCACGAGCGAUUCUCAAAUGGAGCAAUUUAUUCGUAGCAAAUAUGAGCAGAAAAGGUACAUGAUGCGCGACUUUGUAUAUCCGCGUGUUGAUGUCAACGAUUUGCCUAAAGCCACUGCUCAUUCGUCGUCUAAGAAAGGAGUCCAUCCAGUUGUGAGCAUUGGCAAUCGCGGCACAAAUUCGUCAAACGGAACUUCGUCGAAAGGUCCAUCAAUAACUGUCAAUAAUUUACUCGAUUUUUCCGAUGUUCCAACUUCGAACUCGUCUCCGGUAAAGUCGGCUAAUCUCUUGGACGAUCUUGCUGGACUCUCAAUCCAAUCAUCAAAUCCAGCUCCAAGUCCUACGCAAUCGGCCGACAAGAAUGACGAUUUCGACGAUUUCGGUUCAUUUGUGUCUGCUACUUCGACUUUUGCCUCCCCAGCAAACCCAACUCCGAAAGCCAAUAAUGUUGGAUUCGCUGAUUUCUCAUCUGCGCCGACAACAGCAGCACCUGUUGCACCGGCGGCUGGAAGUGGUCUUGCCGAUCUAGCUUCAAUUUCGGAUCCUGCUCCGUCAGCAGAACCUAGCAAAAAAAGUAACGCUGACAUUCUGUCGUUGUUCGGAACCAGCAGUGGUCCGGCGGCACCAUCACCUAUGCUUGUGGCGCCUGGUGGCUUCACUGCGUUUGGUCUUCAAGCGGCUCCGGCAGCUCAAACUGGGCCCCAACAAAAUGUAUUCCCAGCGUUUGGUAAUAUCCCACAAUCAGUUCCAUCAAAGCCAGCUGGUGAUGGCUUGUUCGGUGGACUUGGGGGAAUUAACUUCGGUGGUGCUCCUUCGGUGCAGCAAAUCCCGCAAUUCGGAAUUAUGGGACAAAGUACAGCAGCACCACAGAAGCUCAAUUCGCCGACUGGAUCAUCGGGAUUCAAUCUUCCAAAUAAGUCGAAUGCCUUUGCGGACUUGGCGUUAGGGAAGGUUAUGAAGACGAAUUACGGACAAAGUGCUCUUCACGCGCAACAUCCACCAUCAUCAAAACCUGCCGCUCCAAUGGCAACUAUUAUGUCUACAACUUCUACGCCUGCUCCUACGACCGCAGCUAAUAAUGAUCUAUUCGACAUGUUUGCGCCGGCUCCUCCGCCGAUGUCAAUGAACUCAUCCUCAGGAUUAGACGACUUGCUCGGUCUAUAA